Molecule: messenger RNA, 2023 nt
Organism: Polyodon spathula (Mississippi paddlefish)
Lineage: Eukaryota; Metazoa; Chordata; Actinopteri; Acipenseriformes; Polyodontidae
Product: fibrillin-1-like
Exons: 5
Coding region: 1563-1892 (109 amino acids)
Molecular function (GO): calcium ion binding
Source: RefSeq, a predicted model, not a curated record
GUGGCUAUUCUGUAAUAACUGUAGCCUCAACCACCUCUUUUGUAGUUUUCUGUACCCUUCUAUACAUACAUACAUACAUACAUACAUACAUGCCUACAAUCAAUAUUUACUUUAUAUAGCGCCUUUCAUAGUGGACUGCCAUCACAAAGCACUUUACAAGAUAGUGAGGAACAAUGCACAAUACCUCAAAUACAGUGAAACAGAGCGUAGUACUUUAAAUACAUUUAAAAAAAUGCAACUACAUUGACAUACACUUACAAACAUCCAUCUACCUUGCACACAGCAUCAUGUCAAUACAUUUCUGUUGACCGUGUUUAAGAAAAAAAAGUGUGAUAGAGACUGCAUGAUGUGUUUUUAGAUAUGCUUUUAACAUUACAGGUCCUGUGGGAGAAAUACAAACUGACAAAACAAGUAACAAAAACUUGAAUUAAGAAUUAAUAAUAUCUAUGGAGAGAAAGCAGAAAUAUAGCAACUCUGUUUUUACACUAGCUUCAUUAAUCGUCUUUUGUUCAGCACUCUGCAUACUGUAUGUGUGUUUAUACAGUAUUGCAUGCUGUAGAAUAAAUACUGUCACCAGAGAGUAACAGGUGAACAGUUAAGUCAUUUUAUACAACUUAACAGUCUUACUGCAGCUUUUUCUGGAGGAGUCAAUUGAUAUGUCAGCAGCAGAUUAAUUGGAAUCAGCCUUGAUGUGAAUGUCAGUUUUACGACUGUUUCAACACUUCAAGUGGUACAGUAUUCAACACUUGUGAAAAAGCAAAGCCUGUUCUGUCACUGAAAAAUGAAUACAGAGUUUUAAAAGAAAUUGUCAGUUUGACACAAGCAGCAGGAGAUGAUGUGAGUUUACCUGCAUUGUCCUGUAAUUCUCUGUAUGGCACUCAUUUAAAGAGCAGAUGGGAUUUUAUCUGGAGGAAAAGCCUUGUUGCUUGUUGGGUGUUUGUCUGAUAGCUGCACACAUAGCUUAGUGAAAUACUUCACUGAAUGGCGUUCUACUAGCCUAUAUAGUUUCUGACUGACUGUUUGACUGUAGAAACUGUGUGGUAUGUUUCAGCAACAUUUUUAUUUAUUAACAGUUGUCAAAACAAACAUGUAUAAUAUGUAAAGAAACAAAUGUUUCAUAAUUUGUUUUUUUCUGUUAUUGACUGAAAUGUAUGUGCAUUAUGUAGCUUCACUGCAUUUUAAUAUGAUGGAAAUGCAGUGAAAGUGGGCAAUAAAACAAUGCAGUGUCAUAAUGUAUUGAUAUAGAGAUGUCUUUUAAAUGUCAAGCGGUUGAUUUUUCAACGAAAGAGAGAGGAAGACAUGUUUCAGCACACAUAUGACUUGUAUACCUAUUAUACAGUACACAGUCAGGCAUCAUAUUCUGGCUUGUCCCAAUUUCCAUGUCAUUAAACCUUUUCUGACUAGCUUGAUGACCAGACCAGCUCCUCAUUACCCACCCUGUCACUGGUAGUGGCAAAGAGAGGUCUGCAAACUAACCACUGUUAUGACCAGCGCUGUAAGAUAUCAAUGAGUGUGCCAAUCAAAGGGGAGACUGCUCCCAGUACUGCAACAACACAAGCUACAUGUGUCAAUGCUACCUAGGCUACAGCUUCAGACAAGACAACACAACCUAUACAGUUAUUUUAGAUAUUGAGUGUCAAGAACAGCCUUCCAGAUGUUUCAAGACUACAAACACACUGGGAUCCUAUAAAUGUACCUGCAGACCAGGAUAUAGUGGGAUGAAUACAACUGCACAGGACCCGUCCCUUACUAGAGAGCAUGGUGGAGUGGGAGUGGGAGUGGGAGGGGGUGCACCCCGCUGGAGUGAUCGUCCUCGAGGUGUUAACACUGCUCCUCUUCCUCCUGCUCUUGCUGUGUCGCAAGAGGAGGCCUAUUACAACUUCUGCAUCUGAGACAAGCCGCUGUCACGGGACAUAAGUUAGCGUUUGCCUUUUUGAGCCUUUCUACGCAUUUGCGAAUUUUAGUACUGUAUUUGUAUUAUAUCUUUAGCUCUAAUUCUGUAUAUAAGCUGUGGCUGGGGACA